CACUUCCUGGUCUGGAACCAAUAGCGGUACAAGCAGACUGUCACGUGUGGUCACGUGUGACUUUGAUCUUUGACGUUCGGUGUGUCGGAUCUGAGCAGAGGCAGCAUAGAAGGGUGCACUAUGGGCCGUCUGGAUGGGAAAGUGAUUGUGUUGUCAGCUGCCGCGCAGGGGAUUGGACGUGCUGCAGCAAUAGCAUUUGCAAAGGAGGGAGCUAAAGUCACAGCAACAGACAUCAAUGGAGAGAAGCUAAAGGAGCUGGACGGCAUUCAAGGAAUCAAGACCAAGGUUGUGGAUGUAACUAAGAAGGAUCAAGUCGAAGCCCUGGCCAAGGAACAUGACCAUGUAGAUGUGCUGUUCAAUGUUGCUGGGUUUGUGCACCAUGGCUCCAUCUUGGACUGUGAAGAGGCCGACUGGGACUUCACAAUGAAUGUGAACGUCCGGAGCAUGUACCUCAUGUGCAAGGCUUUCCUGCCUAAGAUGUUAGCAAAGAAGUCAGGAAACAUCAUUAACAUGGCAUCUGUUGCAUCAAGCAUAAAAGGUGUUGUGAACCGGUGUGUCUAUAGUACCUCCAAGGCUGCAGUGAUCGGGUUUACCAAAUCUAUAGCAGCCGAUUUCAUUGACCAAGGCAUUCGCUGUAAUUGUGUUUGUCCUGGUACUGUUGAUACUCCAUCACUGAGAGGAAGGAUCCAGGCCCAACCUGACCCAGAACAGGCUUAUAAGGAUUUCAUGGCAAGACAGAAAACUGGCAGAAUGUGCACAGCCGAAGAGGUGGCGUACCUGUGCGUAUAUCUGGCCUCAGAUGAGUCGGCCUAUGUGACUGGAACAGAGCAAAUCAUCGAUGGAGGAUGGAGACUAUGAGAAAACUGUAGCAAGCUCAUCAUGACAGUAGUUGGGGCAGUUGCAUUUGUUUUUAAUUUAACCCCAAAUAAAGUGCGCAAAAUGUUCAUAUUUUGAUUUUGCAUGUUAUGUUUACUGAUUCUGUGGGAGACAUUUCCUGUUUUCCAACUCAAAUCUAUGCUGCAAAUGUAUGCAAUGCCACAAUAUGCGGACUGACAUUGUAAUAAAUAAUACCACAGUACCACAAAAUAUCACAGUUACAGUAUACUGGUGUUAUUCCCUAAUAAUAAAUACAUCCCUUGUUAAAUAUUUUACAAAGCAAUAUGUCAAUUUGUUAAUGUGAUUAAUAUAAUAUCUAUUAAAACGUCUUCACCAAUA
This is a messenger RNA of Siniperca chuatsi (mandarin fish), 1215 nucleotides long. RefSeq names its product 3-hydroxybutyrate dehydrogenase, type 2 (gene bdh2). Gene Ontology annotation, molecular function: 3-hydroxybutyrate dehydrogenase activity. Gene Ontology annotation, biological process: siderophore biosynthetic process. The transcript has 10 exons. Lineage: Eukaryota; Metazoa; Chordata; Actinopteri; Centrarchiformes; Sinipercidae. Bases 121 to 858 code for a protein of 245 amino acids. The record is from RefSeq and is a predicted model, not a curated record. Gene Ontology annotation, cellular component: cytoplasm.